AUGCAAUUCCCAUGGAUUCCAGAAGAUAUAUCACUAGAUGGAGUUAUCAAAGUGGAUCCAUGCUGUGGCCCAAUUAUUGUCUCGCCUCAUGGAAUGCGUGGGAGGCUUACCGGAUGUUGCCCUAGUGACCUUGUGAAGCAAGUGUAUAUCAGUUCUGGCAAGUUCAGAGCUUCAAAUGGAAUUGUAGGUCUACCGUACCAUGUUUCUCAGGGUUCUGGUUGUCUGCUGAGGGGGCAAAAUUGCUAUGUUGAAGUUACCGUUGGUUGCCAGACCCCUGGAAAUGACAUGAUGUUGCAACAGAACUCAAUUACUACUAAAUUUUUUCCCAAGCAUCAUAUUUCUGAAAUCCCUGCAGUAGCUCGAGGUAUGCACAAGGUGUCACCUGAUCAAUGUUCAGCCUCUGAUAGAACAUUUAUUUAUCCGGUAGAGACCGUGCUUGUCCCCGUCAUGCAAACUUCUUUUGCUAGAUCUUCUUUGAAAAGAUUCUGGCUACAAAAUUGGUUGGGGCCAUCAUUAUCUGGGUCAUCCUUCUUUAUGCAUGGUUUCGGUCUCAGUGGUGAUGGCAAAGUAGAUUCUGCAGAUGUAUCUUGGCUUGACCACACUGGCAUUCACUCUCAGCGUGGUUAUCACAGCAGUAGCAAUAGUAAUAGUAGUAGUAUCAGCACCAUAGGUAGUACCUCUAGCGAUAGCGAUUACAAGACCUCAGGAGGGGGUGACCUUGAGGCGGAUGCUGAUUCUUUAACAUGCAGACAGUCUGGUUUAUCUUCUACUGAUCAGUGUCGUAAUGAUGGUCUCAAAACGGGUUCUAAGCGACCUCGAGAAUCAUUUGGUCAAGCGGGUGCAGUUAUAAAUCCACCUAUGCAAGAUGCAUAUGGGCCCAUCAAAGUUAAUACUUCAGCCAUUACAGCAGUUGCAAAUGAGCAGAUUGCAUCUCAUUGGGAUUGGGAUGACGACGACAAAGGUGUGGUUAUAGAUAUCCAAGCUCUUCUGUCAGAGUUUGGAGAUUUUGGUGACUUCUUUGAGAAUGAUUCUUUGCCUUUUGGGGAGCCCCCAGGAACUGCAGAGUCACAGGCUCUUAUGUUUUCGGCACCAGAAUGUGGAGAUGUAGGUAGCAGCCCCUCUACUAUGAUUAUAGAUGUGUCAGAUCAAAUGCUUUUGCCAGUAGGGUUUCCAUCCUUCGAGAGCUUUAAUUUACCCCCUCCUCCAGCAGCCAUGGAGGAGCCACUGAGCAAAAACCAAGAAGUCACGAAGAAUGCUGUAACUUCUGGUCCAGUUAACUACACUCCACCGUCAUGUAUUGGUGAGUUUGAUCAUUUGGUGAAAGCUGAAGCACUGAUGACAUUUGCACCAGAAUAUGGUGCGGUUGAAGCUCCUACAAGUGAGUUCUCCCCAUCCAUAUUCAGAAGCCCAUAUGUUCCAAAGUCCCGGAAAGCGGAAACUGUAAUUUCAAGCUCAAACAAUUAUGUAUAUUCUGCAACACCACCUUUGUCUCCUUGCCUCAGUGGAUCAGAUGAGAAGCCUGGCACGGCUGUACAGGAUGCAAGUGCCAUUUCCCACUCAAGGAAAUAUUACACUCAUGUUGAAAGUGGAAAGGAGCAUCAUGAUGGAAGAUUAUCUACUUGUAACAAUGGCAUUGCAACUCGUGAUGGUGUGACUCCAUCUGCGUUCUCUGGUUUUAAUUCUUCAAAUGCUGUCAAUUCAGUCCACAGAAAAACAAAUGAAGGCGCAGUAGGAUCAGAUAAUCUCCUUACAUCUAUGAAAACUGUGCUUGCAACUGAACUUGAAUGCAUCAAGUUCCAGGCUUUUAUGUGCAGGAUCCGACAUACACUGUUUUCUUCCUGCAACCCCCUACCUGUUGGCUUGAGUAAGUUUUCUGGAAGCACUGUUCUGAAUCAGCUGCAUGGUGACCCAAGCAUCGUGACAGACAAUGUUUCUAGUAAAUUUGAUGUGAAGAAGAAAGAAUCCAUUCCUAUUAGAAUAGCUGGUGACAUUGAUGGAGGAAUGCUAGAUGGCCCCCUGAAUGCACCUGUUGGUGUCUGGCGCUCUGUUGGAGUUCCUAAAGCUGGAAAACCUAACACACCUAGUAUGGAAGUUUGCCCAUCUUUGCCUCAUAAUUCAUUCAACGAGGAGGCUAUGCUCUCUUAUAGACACAAGCAACCGCUUCAGGAGCUUCUUCAUGGCUUGGCAUUACUUGUCCAACAGGCUACUUCAUUUGUUGAUGUGGCACUGGAUGCUGAUUGUGGUGAUGGUCCUUAUGGUUGGCUUGCAUUACAAGAACAGUGGAGGCGUCAAUUUUCCUGUGGACCCUCUAUGGUCCAUGCAGGUUGUGGGGGAGUUUUGGCUUCUGGUCAUUCCCUAGAUAUUGCUGGUGUGGAGCUAGUGGAUCCACUUUCAGCUGAUGUAAGCUUCUUUCAUUUUUCUAUGGAAUGAUUCUUCUUCUCUUUACUUUUGACCUAAUGAGCAAGGGAAAGUAACAUUGUUUAUUUUUCCUCGGAGCCAUGUCAUCCUGCAUCUCUCUUUCUAUCAGAAG
Molecule: messenger RNA, 2530 nt
Organism: Ilex paraguariensis (yerba mate)
Lineage: Eukaryota; Viridiplantae; Streptophyta; Magnoliopsida; Aquifoliales; Aquifoliaceae
Source: the annotation of a GenBank genome assembly